UGUACAGGGAGUGGCUCAUUUUUCCAGACUGAAGUAAUUUCAUGGAUCUGAAGUCAUGGAUCGCAUAGUGUUUUUUGGAGCUGUUUUAUGCUUGUGUUCAUGUAAAAUACAAGGUCUCCAACAUGUGUUUGUGCUGCAUGGAAAGGACUUACACUUGGAUACAGAGAAACCUGUUACACUUGAUGAACAGACAGAUUUGUUCUGGAAAUACAGUUCCAGUAACAAUAUAGCUAAAUGUGUUUUUAAUAAAGAUCCAUUCGUGUAUAACAAAUAUGCAGGAAAGGCUGAGCUGUUUGGACCAAAUUGCUCUUUGAAAUUAAAGAAUGUUCAACACAGUGACAGUGGAGAUUAUACUGCAAUUGUGGUCAACGAACAAGAGCAAAGGGUAGCUCAAUACAAGGUCAUAGUUCAAGAUCCAGUGACUCCUGCUGACCUGACAGUGGACCCUGUGUCCAACAGCUCAGACUCCUGUGACCUGACUGUGACCUGCAGCACAGUGGACUUUAACAUCAGCAGUAGUUUUAGAUGUGAUGGUAAAAACUGCGCUCAUGCAGAAGAAAGGGAUUUGGAGGCCACAAAAAAAUUUUCCUCUCUGAUUGUUUACCUGGAGCAAGACACCAUUUUCUGUAAUCACAGCAACCAAGUGAGCUGGAAUCAAACCAUGAAGGUGCUCAAAUCUUACUGUGAAACAGAGACAGCUCCCAGUGGAGCCAUCAUAAAUGCAGCUUCGACUUCUGUUCUCUUCUUGCUGACUCUCUUCAUAACCUUUGUGGCAUCAUGAAAU
Pundamilia nyererei is the source of this 784-nucleotide messenger RNA. RefSeq lists its product as uncharacterized. Bases 56 to 781 code for a protein of 241 amino acids. Gene Ontology annotation, cellular component: membrane. Lineage: Eukaryota; Metazoa; Chordata; Actinopteri; Cichliformes; Cichlidae. The record is from RefSeq and is a predicted model, not a curated record. The transcript has 4 exons.